AUGUUGAAUGAAAACUAUAUUGAUAUAUGUUAAAUAUUUAAUACAUAUUUUGGAAAAAUAAUAUCUCGAUUUUUCAUUUCAUAAAAAACAUACCCUAAUAAAUAUUUCUAAGUUUAUAAUAUAAAGAUUUUCUUAAAAUCAAACCAAAUUUAUAUUGACUCAAUAAAAUCAAACUUCAAGGAUUGUAUAUUUUACUCCAAAAUCCAGUUGCAAGUCCAAAUUGACAAAGAAUGCUUUAGGAACAUUUAAAGCAUUUUAAAACGAUAAGGAACUGCUCAAUAACAUAGAACAGUUGUUGUUUGAAAAGCAAAAUUAUUAAGCUGAAUUUAAUUUAAAUGAUCGACUUGGAUGAACACAUACCUAGUAGUAUUGGAAGGGCGGACGAAAUAAACACAAGACCGAUGUCUGAUAACGGAUGAGGGAUUUCCCACAUUUUUCCCUGGCACGAAAAUAGCACGAUUAUCUAACGUAAACAUACUGACAUCUGUCUUGCGGGCAAUUCGACAUUUGAUUCGAAGCGACAUGUGUACCAUUACCAAAAGCUGUUCACUUUGAGCGGCGAACGCGAUUUGUCAUGUUAUAAAACCCAUUAAAUUAUUUCAGGCAUAUUCAAUAUAUUCAAUAUAUAUAUAUUUAUGAAUAUUUUUAUGUGUAUAUCGAUGUCGGCUAUAGUUUUGUUGUAUUUUAUAAUGUUUUUCGCGUUGCGCCGCUGAAACGAUCGACUGCGAUAACGUAAAAUAAUGCGAUUGUUUGACUGCAAUAUUAAAGAAUAAUACACGUUCGCGCGCACCAUGAUCCUUCACGACGGAAUGAUGUUUGACGACGGGUCAUCGUACCAGCAAAAGAUGUUCGACAGGGCAGCCGUACUCUUGCAAAAGUUUCCGUUCCGUUUCCUCAACAGAGUUUCCAGAGAGAACGCCGCCGAGCGGUCCGGCAACUCGCGCAAAAUGACGUUUUACUACUCGAAACGUUUCCCAAACAUGUGUACGAGCUCGUCGUUCUACGACGACGUAAUGAACAUCGCAGAAAUGCACGUGAACUAUUACCAAUCUCGUUGGUUUGAUUUUGGUGAACUAUGUUCAGAGCCAUCUUUCAAUGAAUCUACAGUUCCAUGGACUAAUCGUUCAGUAUUACGACCAAUACAUUCACAAAAUACGUUUGUCCAUAGUGUCAAUUACAAUUAUAAUAACAAUCAGAGGGAUUUAACAAAUAAUAAUACUCUUAAAGUUCAAUUACCCAAUAAAUUAGUCACCAUACUAGUACCAACACCUAGUUCUGUCGAAUCAUUUUCAGCAUCUAGUUCGCCAUUAGAUUUUGAAGAGCCUAUUACACCUAUAAAAGUAAUGUCUAAAAAUAAUGAUUUACAAAAAUCACCAGAAGAGAAUAAUAAUAAAAUACAUGUCAUAGAGGUUGAUGAUACCAAAAAUGGCAGCAUUGACUCUGAUAGUUCUAGAUCUGAUACUACUAUUGAUGAAAAGACUGUUUCAUAUGCGGAAAUCAUAAAAUAUUCCAAACCUAUAAAACAAAAACAAUCUGAAAAGCCUGAAUACAAUAUUAUUGAAGAAUCUAAAAAAGAAUCUAUUAAAUCUAUUAGAAUUCCGCCAUCUAAAAAAAUAUCAAUUAAGCUGCCUGAUGCUCCGUUUCUACCAAAUAAUCAACAUUGUGCUUUUUGUAAAAACAAUGGUGAAGAAGAAUCAGUUUAUAGAACACAUUUUGUUAAAGAUGAACUAGGGAAUGUGAAGUGUCCAUUCUUAUCAAGGUACACAUGUCCACAUUGUAAGGCAACUGGGACUAAAGCACAUACUAUUAGUAGAUGUCCAUUAAGUAAUAAAAAUAGAAUUAAUAAAUUUAAUAAACAUCAGUGAUAACAUAGAAUUCAUUGUUAACAUUAUUUUAAUAUAUAUAUAUUUUUAAAUAUUAUUUGUUUAAUUUAUUGUUUCUUUUAUUAUAAUAGAGCAAAUUAAAAAUUUUAAAUUAAAAUAACUAUAUUUACUUGAUAUUUUUUACAUUUUAUUCUUUUAGAUUUUGUUACAAGUAUACAACUAUUAAUUAAUAAUUUAGGACAAUUUCGUUCGUGUUUAUUCAAGUUUAUAAAAUGUUAUAUGUUUUAAGAUUUAAAUGUUUAUAUCAGUUUAUUUAAAGAAUAAGUGAGAUUAUAAU
This is a messenger RNA of Aphis gossypii (cotton aphid), 2160 nucleotides long. RefSeq lists its product as uncharacterized. Gene Ontology annotation, molecular function: zinc ion binding; mRNA binding. Lineage: Eukaryota; Metazoa; Arthropoda; Insecta; Hemiptera; Aphididae. Gene Ontology annotation, biological process: oogenesis; negative regulation of translation. Gene Ontology annotation, cellular component: perinuclear region of cytoplasm. The record is from RefSeq and is a predicted model, not a curated record. The transcript is spliced from 4 exons. Bases 792 to 1865 code for a protein of 357 amino acids.